This is a messenger RNA of Eurypyga helias (sunbittern), 402 nucleotides long. RefSeq names its product LIM homeobox transcription factor 1-alpha. NCBI's taxonomy places the organism in Eukaryota, Metazoa, Chordata, Aves, Eurypygiformes, Eurypygidae. The record is from RefSeq and is a predicted model, not a curated record. The transcript has 3 exons. Bases 1 to 402 code for a protein of 133 amino acids.
AUGAAAAAGCUCGCCAGGAGGCAGCAGCAGCAGCAGCAGGAUCAGCAAAACACACAGCGCCUGAGCUCAGCCCAGACGAAUGGUGGUGGCAGCGGGGGGCUGGAGGGGAUGCUGAACCCCUACACCACUCUGCCCCCACCCCAGCAGCUGCUGGGCAUGGAGCAAAGUGUCUACAGCUCCGACCCUUUCCGGCAAGGGCUCACCCCACCGCAGAUGCCCGGAGACCACAUGCACCCCUAUGGUGCCGAGCCCCUCUUCCAUGACUUGGAUAGCGACGAUACCUCACUGAGCAACCUGGGUGACUGCUUCCUGGCCACAGCGGAUGCGGGGCCACUCCAGGCGCGAGUGGGGAACCCCAUCGACCACCUCUACUCCAUGCAGAACUCCUACUUCACCUCCUGA